GAGAGGCUAUAUAAUAUUAUAUAUCCAAACCAACCCUGCCCCAAUGCUGUGUCGGGUUAAUUUGGGUGUGAGCAAAUUGAAAAGCUAGGGUUUUGGAAAAACAGUGACAGAUAGCAUCAAUUGAAUUCAAUAGAAAUGGAAUUGAUCGAGAAGAAAGAAGGCGAGAGCGGGGAUCAGUCAUCUCUCAACAACGAUAAAGAAGCUGAGGAACGUCAAGCUCGUGACCUCAAAGCUGGUUUUCACCCUCUUAAGAACAAGUUUGUACUGUGGUACACCCGUCGAACGCCAGGAGUUCGAAGUCAGACAUCAUAUGAAGACAACAUAAAGCAAAUAGUGGAUUUUAGUACGGUUGAAGCCUUUUGGAUAUGCUACUGUCAUCUGGCACGUGUAUCAUCAUUGCCAAGUCCUACUGAUUUGCAUCUUUUCAAGGAGGGAAUUCGGCCACUAUGGGAGGAUGCUGCUAAUUGCAAUGGUGGCAAGUGGAUAAUAAGGUUCAAAAAGGUCGUCUCAGGUCGCUUCUGGGAGGAUCUGGUUCUGGCUUUGGUAGGUGGGCAACUUGAUUAUGGUGAUGAUGUAUGUGGAGCAGUAUUAAGUGUCCGUUUCAGUGAGGAUAUAUUGAGUGUGUGGAAUCGCAAUGCAUCUGACAAUCAGGCUGUUAUGUCUUUGAGAGAUGCUAUCAAACGACACUUGAAGCUUCCUCACAGCUAUGUUAUGGAAUACAAGCCACAUGAUGCUUCUCUGCGAGACAACUCAUCGUAUCGGAACACUUGGUUGAGAGGAUAGAAAGGUUCUUGUCACUUGGUCACCGGGAUACGAAAACAGUGUUGCCAUAUUCAAUCAAUAUUGUCCUGGGAAAUUGUUAUGGUAGUUAAGGAACUAUAACACCACUACCAAAUUAUUUUUCCUGGCCAGAUCUGCAUCUUCAUUAUUAAGAAAGGCAUGCGUAAUUUAGAUCUUGUUAUGCCUUGAUGUGUACCCAACUACCGUGCUUUCAAUUUCAUAUUUUCAAUGAACUUAUUUUUCUGCAAGGUUGUCUAUAGUAUUCUGCUUGGUUGCUUGGAAUAAUACAUACAAUUCUGGGAUAUUAAGAUAUCUUUACAUAAUGGUUUCUCAGUA
This is a messenger RNA of Daucus carota subsp. sativus, 1116 nucleotides long. Its product is annotated as eukaryotic translation initiation factor NCBP. The transcript has 6 exons. The record is from RefSeq and is a predicted model, not a curated record. NCBI's taxonomy places the organism in Eukaryota, Viridiplantae, Streptophyta, Magnoliopsida, Apiales, Apiaceae. Gene Ontology annotation, molecular function: RNA 7-methylguanosine cap binding; translation initiation factor activity. Gene Ontology annotation, biological process: translational initiation. Gene Ontology annotation, cellular component: eukaryotic translation initiation factor 4F complex; cytoplasm. The coding region runs from base 136 to 783 and encodes 215 amino acids.